AUGACAGCAGCCUCCAGGGGGCGACAGUGUAAGGAGCAGAUGGAGCAGGCUCUGGCCUCCACCGUGGUCCCUCUAGAGGUGGGGUCUGAGUGUCUGACCCUGAGGGAGGGGAGGAGUGGGUACGAGCUCGUCCUGGACCCUGCAGACCAAGAGCUGAAGACUGAGGUCGCUUUGAUCCAAAGAGUACAGCAGACUCUACAGCAGCUCAUAGACAAGGCCUUCGAGCAUCUGUGUGUUUUACAAGAGAACCGUCAGCAUCUCACAGCGGACCUCCAAAACAAGAUAGACGCUCUGGACAUUGACACGACCUGUCUGUCUCUGACCAGAAAGUCCAACCAAAUAUCACUGAAGCCCAACCCCACCAGGAUCCCCUCAGGGUCCUGUACCCCUCAGGAGUGGCUGCAGUUCAGUCAGUACAAUGUGGCCCGAGCAGAGGAGGCCAUGCACCUGUCCCAGCAGAUGAGGGAGGAAAUGAAACUCACACGAGCACAGCUUCAGAAUGAGUUGGAUAAACAACGCAGUGCCACUGAGUUUGCCCUCAGAAAACGCACCCAUCAGGAGGAGCAGGCCCAGGAUGAGCUUGAGUGGCAAAUCAGAAAUACAGAGAAUGAGAUGUCCGAUAUGGAGGGUGACAUAAAGGGGCUGGACGCAGAUUUACAGGCGAAGAGAGCGUCCCUGAAACUGGCCCACACCCGACUGGAGAACAGGACCCAGAGACCCGGGAUGGACCUGUGCAGAGACGAGGUCCAGCAUGGACUCGUUUAUGAAGUACAUCAGCUCGAAUCUACAAUCAUGUCUCUCAAACAGAAGCUCGCAGAAGCACAAAACUCUCUGCAGAGGUGUAAGCUGCACCACAGUCGGAUGUUGCAGGAUCUGUCCCGUAAACAGCAGGCCCUGUCUCUGGAGCAGCGCAGCCUAAACACCAGGACCCGCCUCCUCCCCCCCGUCCAUGGCUCCGACAGACCCCCUGCGCUGCCCCUCGUGCCCCUCACCAACUCCAGCGGGAGGAGCAACCUGCAGCUGCUGGCUCAGUAG
This is a messenger RNA of Boleophthalmus pectinirostris (great blue-spotted mudskipper), 1035 nucleotides long. It is a transcript of the gene tekt2, whose product is annotated as tektin 2 (testicular). The transcript is spliced from 9 exons. Lineage: Eukaryota; Metazoa; Chordata; Actinopteri; Gobiiformes; Gobiidae. Gene Ontology annotation, biological process: cilium assembly; cilium movement involved in cell motility. Gene Ontology annotation, cellular component: nucleus; microtubule cytoskeleton. The record is from RefSeq and is a predicted model, not a curated record. The coding region runs from base 1 to 1035 and encodes 344 amino acids.